ACGAUACCGUCGCGGAAUUGUGACGUUCUGAUGACACUGCCAGACACGACGAACGAUGACGUCAUAAUGUGGCUGGUGACGCGACUGCGGGCGCGUGUUCCUGAGCUGGUGCUGCACCUGAGGCACCACAACAAGAUGAACGAGUUUGGCUUCUACCUGACAGCCACUAACGAGAAUUUAUUGAAAGGAGCCGACGAACUUGCUAUCAAGAAGCCCGUGAAGUCGGAGUUCGGCGGCGGAUUCAAGGAGUUUGUAUACGAUGACAGAGAAUUUUUCGAAGGAGCUCUCGAUAACGUUCGCUGCUUCCUAAACAGUGAAGAGAGGCAGAGUAUAAUCAGACACCUGCUGAUGAACCUGAGGGCGCAGGAGGGCGACGAAGUGGAGGGCAUCAAAUUUCUUGAAGGCCAAGCCCUA
Helobdella robusta is the source of this 414-nucleotide messenger RNA. RefSeq lists its product as hypothetical. The record is from RefSeq and is a predicted model, not a curated record. The transcript has 3 exons. The annotation marks the transcript as partial. Lineage: Eukaryota; Metazoa; Annelida; Clitellata; Rhynchobdellida; Glossiphoniidae.